Arachis ipaensis is the source of this 1185-nucleotide messenger RNA. RefSeq lists its product as uncharacterized. The record is from RefSeq and is a predicted model, not a curated record. Lineage: Eukaryota; Viridiplantae; Streptophyta; Magnoliopsida; Fabales; Fabaceae. Gene Ontology annotation, molecular function: catalytic activity.
AUGAGGAUGGUAAAGGAUCUCAAGAGAAAAAAUAGAUUAAAUAUGUUAAGCUUGGUGGAGACUAAAAGACAGUCAGUGACUAGGUUUGAUGUCUCAAAAAUAUGGGGGAAUGAUUGUGUUGGUUGGGAAUAUGUUGAGUCUACUGGUGCGUCUGGCGGGUUGUUGCUAAUGUGGGAUAACGGGUUUUUUGAUAUGAGGAAUUGUUACAAGAAUGAGAGAUGGUUGUGUGUUGAAGGAGUCUUGUUGCAGAAUAACUUUAAUUGUGCUUUUAUAUUGGUUUAUGGUGCUCAUCUUAGAGACGAGAAGCUCGUUGUGUGGGAGGAGCUGAGCUACAUAGCUGGCCUAUGUCAGGUUUCCUGUUGUCUCAUAGGAGACUUUAAUGAGAUUAUUCAUUGUGACGAAAGGAGAGGCACUGAUAGAUUGUCCGUGUCAGCGGAGGAGUUCAAAAACUGGAUACAAGACAUGGGCUUGGUGGAUUUGCCGAUUACUGACCGCAAGUUUACGUGGUUCAGAGGACGGUCCUGUAGCCGCAUUGACAGGGCCAUGGUGAGUCUGGAAUGGUUGGAGGAGUUCCCAGAGACUCGAUUACGAGGUGGUCCAAGGGGCUUGUCUGACCAUUGUCCUAUUAUAGUAGAAGAUAAGAGACUGAGAGGUGGUCCUAGACCGUUCAGGAGCCUGGACUCGUGGUUUACGCAUGAAGGAUUCCUGAGGAUGCUAAAGGAAGAAUGGAGAGGGCUAGGUGACGUACAGUUCACAGACAAGCUGAAGGCUUUGUCAGUUCCGUUAGGAAGAUGGCAUAAAGACAACUUUGGAGAUAUGGACAACAAAAUUUUGAAGUUAGAGGAAGAGAUUAAGAAGAUUGAUGACAGGGUGGGUGACGGGGCUUAUGAUGAAACGGUAGAUGCAAGAAGGAAAGCGCUUGUGACAUGGUAUGAGAAAUGGUAUGUGAGGAAAGAGUUACAUUGGAAGCAGAUGUCGCGCUCAAGACAUGCGAGAGACAUGGAUAAAAACACAAGGUACUUCCACAACAUAGCUUCGGCGAGAAGGAGGAACAACAGGGUUGAUGCACUGGUCAUUAAUGGAAGGAUGAUAAGGAAUCAAGCUAGGAUCAAGCUUGCGAUUAGGGACUUUUACAAGGACUUGUAUCAUCAGGAGAAGUCACCAUUCGUGGGGUUUAGAGAGUAG